Messenger RNA from Lymnaea stagnalis (great pond snail), 21563 nucleotides. NCBI's taxonomy places the organism in Eukaryota, Metazoa, Mollusca, Gastropoda, Lymnaeidae. The record is from the annotation of a GenBank genome assembly.
ACUGUUUAAGAAACUGUCUCUUUCACAUCUACGUGUGCAACGGCUAUGCGUUUCCCCACCAGAUGCGUUUAUUUUACAAAGCAGAGACAAGAAUAAAUAUAUCAAACUUAAAUGAAGUGUUUUUUUUUUCAAAUUUCUCUAGUACAAAAAUACCAGCCCGGUCUAUAGUUAUGAUAUUAGUUCUUGAGUGAAGAGGGCUAAUUAAAAGUAUGACUUCUGUAGACAAUUUGAAAUUCCCAAAGUCAUAAUGUAACUGACAGAUGAACGUGAUCUAGAAUACAGAAAUAAUCCGGCAUGUUGAAAGUACCUGCCAAAAUGAUAAGCCCAGAACAUGGCACAGUAAGUUGACUUUCAGAUCGAAAUAGUAGGUACAAAAUAUGUGACAUUUAUUAAAUGAUAGCAGAGGACAUUUGAUGUGACGUUUCGAAAGUGACAUAAUGGCUCUUCUUGUUGCCUUGCUGUUAAACUUUCUUGUGCCUGGAUGUGUUCUCUCGGAUUUUUCUGAAUACGGUAAGAACAUUUCUCUUUGGUGACCUUUCUUAUUUUUUCUAUGUAACUUGUUGGCGACUGAAUUCCUUUUGAUUCUUUAGCCCUAAAUACCCUUUCAUUUUUUUUUUUUUUUUGAAAACUUUCAAAACCGCCAUAUGUAAUCGUGUGUAUAGUAUGAAUAAUACACUAAGAUCAAAAGUAAGUGAUUCAGAUCAAUGAAGAAACUAAUGCUGUUUGUCUUGUUUUUAAAAUGAAUCUUGCUUGUACUAAUGUAUAGCUCAAGAUUUAUUCAACACCACAAAGCUAUCAAACAUUGUGUUGGGGGCAAGCUAUCAAACAUUGUGUUGGGGGCAAGCUAUCAAACAUUGUGUUGGAGGCAAGCUAUCAAACAUUGUGUUGGAGGCAAGCUAUCAAACAUUGUGUUGGAGGCAAGCUAUCAAACAUUGUGUUGGAGGCAAGCUAUCAAACAUUGUGUUGGAGGCAAGCUAUCAAACAUUGUGUUGGAGGCAAGCUAUCAAACAUGUCUUAACUUUCACACCAUGUUGAUCUCAUUAUAUAGGCGAAACCACCCACUACACAAGUUUUGGGCCCUACAAUCAAUACCAGUGCCGCUGUGUAGAUCUCAAGUGUGGUUUCCAAGGAGACUGCUGGGACGGGUACUCGUGUCAGAAAGGAUGGUUCGGCCCGGGAUGCCAGUACGGUCAGUUUGUAAAUAGUUAUAGCUGGUUAUUCAAAGUUAUUGUGUGGUAUAGUGCGUGUCUUAAGUUGGUCACAUCCAUGAUUUCAGUGUGUGGUCAACGGUACAAUCAGAACCAUCGCUUGGGUCCUUUGCAUAUUAAAGGUUCUCAAAGUUUCGAUGUAAAGGAGAAUUAUCAACUUUGAAUGUAAGGGGCACAAAACCGAAAAUUGUCAGUGGGGUCUCCGAAAGUACGGAGUCGGGCCUGAGUAUGUUUUUUUAGGCUAGCUGGUUAAUCAAGUUAUUGAUCACUGUUAAGUUUCAUCUUCGUUGUUUCUGGCUUGAUUCCUCUCGUCCUCAGUCUUAGAGGAAUUUUUUCUUGUGAAGUGGACCAAAUCUCACUUAUCGGAAAUAUAGGAAUUUUUAAAUUUUUCUUUUCAAGUCUUUUAAUAUUAGACAAUUUUUUUCUCUCUAUCCCUCUAUUCCCCCCUUUCUCUUUCUCCCCUCUCUUUAUCUCUCUCUCUUUUUCGUCUCUCUCUCUCUCUCUGUCUGUCUCCCCCCCUCUCUCUCUCUCUCUCUCUCUCUUGUUUUCUCUUUCUCUGGUAAUUAUUUCCCAUAGACGGUAGCCGACUGUGCAUACAGGUGUAUUUAUUUACUAUUUAGGACACAAAUUUAGGCAUAAUAAUUUUGGAACUAUAUAUAUUAGUAAUUUAUAGUUAGCCUUACACCCUCGUCAUAUUACAACUAACCAUAUCCCCCUUAAAUGCCAGAGAAAAUUCACUCGAAUCAUUUGCCAUGUUUCUACUUCAACCAGACGAUCUGGUCAGCAAGGCUGCAGUAGUUGAGAUACAGCCUCGGCAGCCCCACGACAUCAUAGCGGACAACAACCAGGACACUUGCCUCCACAACACCGAAUCGGUCAUACUGACAUGGGGAAUGUUUUUCCCCUUCACCUGGCUCAGGAUACAGGGAAAAGACUUGGGUAAAUAACUGUCCGUACACCCCAUAAUGAGUCUUGGAUAUGAUGUAUAUGGUGAGAGAUUACAAAAGUGUACUAUAUUUAAAAAAAAAAAAAUCCGUUGUUUAUGGUGUAGCGAUUCUAAAAAUGACAAUUCUAUCCAACUCAGAUCGACAGUCGAAGCUGAGCAUCACGUUUCUGACCUCACGGUACACUCAAGUUGGAUGCGUCAACCAAAGGACGUCAGCGCCGAACAACUCGUCUCUGGAUGUUUACUGUGACGUUGAGGAGCCGUUCAUACGAAUGACGCUCACGGGGAAAUCGAUCAAGUCCCUCUGCUCGCUAUACGUCAGCGGUGGUACGCAUUACAUCUCUGUGGUUAUGGUCCAUGGUAAUGGUGCUGUGUCGUUGUCUAUCGCGGGCGGUGUUGUUGAGAGUACGCAAGCGAUGGUACGCAUACAUCUCUAUGGUUAUGGUCCAUGGUCACGGUGGUGUUUCUUUGUCUAUCGCUGGUAAUGUUGUUGAGUGUAAGUUAGCGGUGGUACGCAUACAUCUCAAUGGUCAUGGUAAUGGUGGCCUGUCUUUUUUUGUAAUUUCUGGUAGUGUUGUUGAGUGUAAGUUAGCGGUGGUACGCAUACAUCUCAAUGGUCAUGGUAAUGGUGGCGUGUCUUUCUUUGUAAUUGCUGGUAGUGUUGUUGAGUGUAAGUUAGCGGUGGUACGCAUACACCUCUAUGGUUAUGAGCAUGGUAAUACUGCUGUGUCUGCAUCUAUCGCUGGCGGUGUUGUUGAGUGUAAGUUCGCGGGGGUACGCAUGCAUCGAUAGUUAUGGUCAUGGCAACGGUGGUGUUUCUUUGGUUAUCGCUAUGGUUAUGAGCAUGGUAUUAUUGCUGUGUCUGUAUCUAUCGCUGGUGGUGUUGUUAUAUGUAUGCUUUUUGUUGCAGUGAAACUGAUCUAGUCCCAAGAUAUAACAACAAAAUAAUGAACAUUCUGUCCCAGUGGCGGAGCCAUACCUAUUUAUAGACGUACAGUGUUCACCCAAAAUUAAAAGUGACCAACAAGCAAAAAACACAGAGAUACAACAAAAAAAAAAACCACUCAGCUCCAAGGUUCAGAGUAAAUUGUUGUUCAACACACAGGGCACUUAUCUGAACAAAAUAUCUGAACCCAAUGUCGUUGCACCGCCCACACUCGAGUGAGCACGCGACAGUUUGAAUGUGACCCACUCAUCCCACUCGAGACCAUGAGACCAUCAUUGAGCCACCCACAGAUUAGAACACACGGGUUAAGGCAGGGGCCUGUGUUCCUCCAUGGAAAAGUGGGUCAGAUAAUAACAACACGAACUGACAGUGUGCCAAAUUAGUUUCUUUGUUUUUUCUUAUAUAUAUUUUUUCUAAAAAUUGAAAGUAUUCAUCAACGAAAUCUGUGGGGCAUUAGAAGUUGGUGGCUUGGGUGACUCGAUUCGCUUGACUGCAGAACAAACACCAGGCGUCAAAAUAACAACGAGUUCGACGGCCNGGGGGGGGGGGGGUCUGUUGAAAGCUAAGCUUUUAUGUAUUAUAAUAAACCAGUUUGUUUUAAUUAGAUCACGUGGUCGUAGAUAUAGUGUGGGCGGAGGAAUAUAGUACAAGUGAACUUUGAACUUUGAAUAGUUCUUUAAAAGUGGUAAGCUAUCUCCCUUGAAUAUUUAUUCCUAAAGGCUUUGUAAAUGUAAAAAAAGAUAUUUUAAAAGCUCCAUAUGAAACAAACACAUUUAGAUAUUAUUUAAAGAAUUUAAUACCUGGCUUAACAUAAAUGCGCCUAGUGCACAAGGCAUCAGAUUAUAUAACCUUUGAACGUGGGGAUCUUUCUUUGUGUGUGUUAAAAUUUAACUCUCGCGUUAGUUUCUAUUUUGAAUUUAACGAUUUCUCCUUCCUAUUAAGAUGUUUAACUAUUUCCCACCUGAGUCAUAUAACUCCCCCCCCCCCUUUUCUGUUGGUAAAAUUUAUUCUCAACAACACACGACUUCUUGUAACAAGGGACAGGGCUCAACAAUAGAAAGAAACCAUUUUUAUCAUUUUUCGCGACCAGGCCGAAACAUUGCCUUCAGGCAAAACACAACGACUGUCUCCUGGGCCCCCGAUGGCACGACGUACACCUACCGCACGAUGAACGGGGAUCAGACGACGUAUUCCCACAGCUUGAGGAGGGCGCUGCCGAGCUGGCAGGUGAGCUUCGAGACGCCUGCGAGCAUCGACAGAUACGUGUUCCACAACAGACGUACGUACAUUCCUAUUUUAAAAAAACAAAACAAAACAUAUUAUUGGAUUUAUUUUUUUUAUAAAUGCUAAUUUCCCUUAGGAUUUACGUUACUAAUUUAUGAAGAAAUCUGUCGAGGCUCAGACUAUACUGAGGUCAGUGGCGUAGCGAGGGUGUUUGGCGCCCGGGGACAAGAUUCGCGCCCGGGAACAAGAUCCAUUUUAAAGCGCCCCCUUUUCUUUUUUUUCAACUCUCAAACCCAUUAUUUUUACCAAUAAUAUAAUAUCAAAUCACACUUUGGCGCCCCUAACUAGCUUGCGCCCGGGGACAUUUGUCCCCCCCUGGCCCGCCCCCCCCCCCACUCAAUCGCUAUGCCUCUCACUGAGGUGUGUAUAUUUAAAAGAGCUACGUGAUUACGAAGCGAGGCCGUCCAGUCAAAAAUAAUUAUUUGCGAUACAAAAAAAAAUACAAAAAACAUGACGCCGGCUCAACAAAUAGAUUUUAUUUCAAACAAAUGGCAGACGAAAUGAUAGUAAUUGAAAGGGAGGACGGGGAUACACCAAGAAGCCGUGGCAAGGGUGCACUUGACACCAUCAAAGAGCAGCAAAAAGGGUGCACUUGACCCCAUGCCUUUCCCCUUGCAUCUACCACGGCCAAAGAGAGCUUACUUUCAGAUACGGGACAUUCCUAUGAAGAUACUAUAUAGAUAUAUAUAGGAAUAUGGUUACUGGAAAUUUGAUCGAAAGAAAUUUCGUCGACGGUAAAUUGAUCGACGGUAAUUUGAUCGAACGGAAAUUUGGUCGACUCUUUUUUUCAGUUCACACGUUAAAAUUUUAGUCAAAUUUCUUUUUGAACGCACGAUUCUAUUAAGUAAUACAAAAUAAUGCGAAACCUUUCAAACUCGGAUAAACUGCUUAAAAUAGAUCAUUUAUGUAAUUUUAAAUGUAUUUGUAAUUUAUAACAUGAAAAAAUUUAAACAUUUACUAAAAUAAAAGCGAUACAUUUCAUUUUUUGCGCAUUCAAAUUUAUUCGAUUUCCGUAAAAAUAAUAGAAAAUCACUAUCAGUGUUUUUAAGCAUCAGAACGUAUCUACAUCUUUUCGUCUCUUUGGCGUUACGGUCAGCCUAGCUGAUUCUUAUAUAAAUAUAUAUAUUAUAUAUAUAUAUAUAUAUAUAUAUAUAUAUAUAUAUAACUGAAGGUUAAUGAAAUUAAAAAACACAGUUAUUAUAACUUUUUUUAUAAAAAAAACNUUUUGCGCAUUCAAAUUUAUUCGAUUUCCGUAAAAAUAAUAGAAAAUCACUAUCAGUGUUUUUAAGCAUCAGAACGUAUAUACAUCUUUUUGUCUCUUUGGCGUUACGGUCAGCCUAGCUGAUUCUUAUAUAAAUAUAUAUAUUAUAUAUAUAUAUAUAUAUAUAUAUAUAUAUAUAUAACUGAAGGUUAAUGGAAUUAAAAACCACAGUUAUUAUAACUUUUUUUGUAAAAAAAACCAACCUUUCAGCAGCCACUGAACCUUCAGAUGAGGAAGCGAAAAGGUUUGUUGGCUUCGUGCUGACGAGUUACUCGGUGAACAGGACGAUCGUCUUCACCCAGGAGAACUACAAGGACCAGUUCAGCUACAGCAUACUGUCCCCAAGACUCAGGGAGCCCGUUGCCGCCGUGAGAAUAAGAGUGGCCCAGCUCAUCAAUGCUCCGCACACGAAUAUAAGAGGCGUGGCCAUAUAUGGAGGUUCGUGACGUAACACGGUACAGUUUUAUUUAAUGAAAUAGCUCUUACGGAGGAGUCAGGAAGAAAUAAGGCUUUGGGAGAUUAAACUGGAAGGAAGAGUUAAAGAGGAAGCAUCAUGUAAGAACAGAUUUUCAAGAUUGGAGAACAAUAUUGAUGUUUCCAGCAUUGUGCUGCAACAACAAAAUGUCCAUAUUUACUUUUUUAAAUCGUUCAAACAUUUUCUCUGCCUUUUCAUUUCCCCCAUCUAAUAUGUUUACAUUAUUUUUGCUCCCGAAUAAAUGAUGUAUACAACAUUUUUCUAAUGUUUAUCUUCUGCAGACUCAGUCUGUCCAACUGGCAAGUAUGGCCGCGACUGUGAGCUGUCCUGCAACUGUGCCACGAAAGAGGAGCCGUGUUUCGUCAGCACGGGGGGCUGUACCUCCGGUUGUGCCCCUGGCUACCACGGUGAAGGUUGCAGACUGAGUGAGUUUCGCUUCGGUCAUUUAGUUUGUGUUUCAUGAUCGCGUUUUACUGUUUAAUUUGUUUGGAGAUCGCUGAUCAGAUUAACCACGAGCUCACGAUCACUAAAUUUGCAUAUAAACCAGAUGUCUUGGGACAUUGGAUGUCUAAAUCAUUAUGACACCCCUUCCAACACACAGGGUGCUCUCCAAAUCACUGGGGCGUUGACUGCCAGGAUGUGUGUGGCAUUAACUGCAUCGCUAACCAAUGUGAUGACAUUACGGGUCGGUGCUAUUACGAAUGUAUGGACAACUACAAAGGACCAAGGUGUGACAGAGGUAAGCUUGUGAGUACCAUCGUUUGGUGUGCACAUUAAGAUAGAAAGAACAGUGCACUGGCUGUUGUGAGUGUUGUAUUGUUAGUUUGUGGCCUUUUUCUUGUCAAUGCGAGAGACCAGGGUUUCUUGAGUGAAAUGUGAGGCCAUGUGAUCUUGCUUGUAAACACCUCAUUAAAGACACACGCAGCUGGACACAGCAUGUUAGUGUUCUUUGUGUUAGCUGUGGUACUACAAACUAUAAAAUUAAAAUAUUCACAUUUAAAAAAAAAAAAAGAAUAAGAGAAACAAAAUCAUUAGACAACCAAUUAAAGCACAUAAAAUUACAUUAAUAUAUUAAAAUUACCCUUAAUUACCAGAUGGUUCAUUGUCAAUUAAGGAAAGAUGUUGGUCAAAUUGUUGGAUCAUAAUAGAAACUUAAAUGUUGAGUCCCAUGUAAACAAAAACAACCAGUCUGUCGUCUCGUACAUCAAAAUGUUGCUUAUACAUUUGGAUGAAUUUUGCCUACAGUUGUACGUAGGUCAGAGGAAACAUCUUCUUACACCAACAUCCAAUGUGGAAGUUCUUGUACCAGAUUUUUAUUGUGUGACUUUGCACUGUGAAUUACUACGUUCCUACAUUAAAUUUAAAUUUCGCAUUAUUAAUUUAAACAUACAAGUAAAAUUUGUUGUUGUAUAAAUUCACACUGAACCGUUUUGAUGGUGUUGUUAAAAUAAUUAUGAUAUCUGUAAUAGCUUUGUUUUAUUUGCGUGUGUGUGUGUGUGUGGGGGGGGGGGGUGUUCAUAAUGAAAGUUUUUCUUCCAUUUCUUACAUGUUAAUAUAUUCACAUGUAAAAUUUUCAUUUAUAAACUACGAAUUACUUCACAUCUAAUUCAGCACGUCCGUGAUUAGGGAUGUAACCGUUAUAAAUUCACAACAUGGAUUUUUUUUUUGGAGGGGGGGGGGUUGGGGGUGGGGGGGCUCUUAAAAAUGUUGAAUGGAUAUUUGGCUUCAAACCUGGCGUGGGCCUCGCCUACAUUUUUGCAACUCUUCAAUGUUUGAAAUAAAUAAAUAGCCUCAUUAUCUUGUUUAUAUCUUGUUUAUAUCUUGUUUAUAUCUCUCUUGUCAACUUCCACAGAGUGUGAGGUCGGUGUCUGGGGUCCGAACUGCACCGCACCGUGUGACGACAGAUGUGUCAACCAAAGCUGUAACGCUACAACAGGCCAAUGCGACAUUGGAUGCAUCGGGUUGAAACCCCCUUCUUGCAAAAAUGGUAAUGAUCAUAUAGGAUAUCGUCUGAGAUAGUUUAAUCAAGACACGUUUCGCCUUUCCUGUCUUGUAUAAAUAGAAUAGUAAUUCAAGAUUUUAAAACGAAAUUUUAUCGUAAUCAGUGUUCCGAGAAUUUUUUUUUUUGAGGGGGUGUGCAAUGGGUUGGGGGGCAAUCGUCUGUUUAAUUAAAUCAUUCUACCGGCAGUUUAAUAUCUUAUUGAGAGGAACGGAAAUGGUUGCACAUUUUUAUUUGUUCACGCAGUUACGAAAUAAAUUAUUCAAAAAAUUGGAGUGGAAAAAAAAUAAUUAGAAAAAAUAUUUUUUUUUUAGUUUUCUCUGGGAUGAGCUCUUUGAAUUUAAUUUAACUAUUUAUUUAUUUUCUACUCUUUUUGAAACUUAAUUUAAAAAAAAAAAAAAUGUUAUAAAAAGAAAAUGCUGAUGAUCAAGCUAAAUUUUUCAAGUUUGCUUGAAAAUUGGUUAUAGAUAAUUUACAAUAAAAUUUUUAACCAUGUAUUUUACAAUUUUAUGUUUACAUUCCAUUGGAAAGAAAUUUUGAAAGAUUAAAUUUUUUGUUUGUUUGUUUUUUGUUUUUUUUUUGGGGUGAUGGUUGUAUAUGUGAUGAGCAUUAAAAAUGUAGCCACAGUCUUCACAAUAUCAUGUAGAAAGUAGCGCAUUGUGCCUUCCAUUCUAGCCCCGGUAAAACCGGGUUAUAUCUUCUACUAUUUCAUAUAUUAAACAAUAUAUAUUAAUAUUAUAUUACCAUCUGUACGCCCAACCGAUUAAACAUCAUUUGAUAAGAGUCUGUUGUACUCCAUCAUUUUGCAUUAUUUUGCUCCACAUUUUUUUAAUAAAAGGGAGUAAGUUGCCAAAUCGGAGUGUAGUUUUUUUAAUAACUCAGUUAUCGACCCUGUCAUGUGGAAACCCUGUGUUUAGAGAGAAAACAACCUACAGCAAGGGCCGCACACAAAAACACAGCUUACACUUAUAAUAAUGAGCUUGUCAAUCAUGGCCUUGUUGUCAUUUUCAGGAUGUGAUGUCGGUUGGUGGGGGUUGAACUGUCUCAGGUCAUGUGACCACUGCUCAGGCGGGUCUUGUGAUAAGGUGACUGGCCAGUGUGACAAGGGGUGUGCCAUUGGACGGAUGGGUCAAGAUUGUCAGCAAUGUGAGCCUUUGUAGAUUAGACUGUCAUGUCGACAAACAAAACUGACAGCAACAACAGUAUGGUUAGUCUGUAACAUUGGGGCCAGAUGGAAGAACUGUGGGGGUCAGAUGGCAGAGCAGUGGGGGUCAGAUGUAGAACAGUGGGGUCAGAUGUCAGAGCAGUGGGGUCAGAUGGCAGAACAGUUGGAUCAGAUGGCAGAACAGUAGGGUCAGAGGACAGAACAGGGGGGUCAGAGGACAGAACAGUGGGGUCAGAUGGCAGAACAAUGUGGUCGGAUGGCAGAACAGUGGGAUCAGAUGUCAGAACAGAAGGGUCGGAUGGCAGAACAGCGGGAUCAUGUUAUGAUUGUUUAUUAAAUUAUUAUUAUUUUAUUUAUUUAUUUAUGCAACAUCGUUUUCAAUGAACUUCAAAACAACAAAACCAUCUUUCUUGUUCACUUCGCUAAUGGAUCUAUGCAGUUUGGUCUAAAUGUACUCUUUUUUUAGGGUGGGGGGUAAACAUUCUAAGUUCCUAGAUUAGUCCUACGCACUUGGACCUGUGAUCUGUAUCCUAACUCUAUAUUUCUACCCCUCCCUCUCCCCCCCCCCAAGGGUGUAGCACGGGUUUCUAUGGCAACAACUGUACAAAGACCUGUCCAGAGUAUUGCUUCAACAGCACCUGUGACCCAGUUUCCGGUCGUUGUUACGCUUGUCGUGAGGGAUACUUUGGAAAGAAAUGCGACGAAGGUCCCGUAAGAUUUUAUAUUCAGCAGAGGUCCUUAAAUUAUCCUUGUCUUAUAAUAUUCUAUCUUUUUUUUUUUUUUUUUUAAAUUUUUUUAAUUUUUACUUGGAAAGAAACAUUUUUUUGUUAUUUUACAACAGUAUUAAAUGAAUCAACAUAAUUAGCUCAUUACCUUUUGUCCUUAAAUUAUCCUUUUCUUAUAAUAUUCUAUCUUUUUUUUUUUUUUUUAAAUUUUGUUAAAUUUUACUUGGAAAGAAACAUUUUUGUGUUAUUAUACAACAGUAUUAAAUGCAUCAACAUAAUUAGCUCAUCACCUUUUUAAAGAAUGCGGAGCUCGAAUGUGGGGACCUGGCUGCUCCUUUCAAUGUUCUGAGAAAUGUGUGAACAAGUCAUGUGACCGCGUCAGUGGGGAAUGCGACCUGGGAUGUGAGACUGGCUUCAAGCUGCCAACCUGCUUCUACCGUAAGUGAUCCGCUGCGUGAGUUGAAAGCUCAGGUGUGUUGAGAAGAAAAUAAUGAAACAAGAUAAUCUGGGGCUGGCUGUCAAUUCUUAAGACAUAAUCACGUGUAAAUACAAGGGUAUGCUAAUACUUAAGCUAGCUAUCACUUCUUAAGACAUAAUCAUGUGAAACUACAAGGGUAUGCUAAUACUUAAGCUAGCUAUCACUUCUUAAGACAUAAUCUUGUGGAACUACAAGGGUAUGCUAAUCUUUAAGCUUAUUAUCAAUUCUCAUUUAUGUGAUUGAAGCAAAUGAUUUUUGGUAUGGGAAUGAUUUUCAUGGCAACUAAUUUUUGCUAGGGGAAUGUUUUUGUUUUUUUAUCAAACUUAUUGUGUGUAAAACCUAAUAGACUAACGAUAUAUUUAAACCAAAAUACGUCACAAAUACAAAGCACACAGGAACAGCUAAACAAUUAAUCUCCACACCAAAACAUGCACCCAUUUAACAAAGCAAUAUCAUUCCCCCCAACCCCACACACACACGUGUUUGAAAAACAGGAGGAAAAAAAAUGAUGUUUGGUGGGGUACGAGGCUGGACGUUUGAUCGAUUGUUUUGGCAUCGGGAACGAGACUAUGUGCCAAGCUUCAGCUCGAUAGGAUGACGGGAAGUCGAUCAUUUAGACCUCCGAUUACGUUGCCACAAGCAAACGAACAAAAGCGAUGCUAAUAUAAAGGGUUUUCUAAUGAUUUUGAACAUAUAUUUAACCAUUUGUUGUUACUCUUACAACGCCACCACCGUUGUUUAAUUUAUACAUUACCAAGAUAACCCCCCCCCCUUUUUUUUUCUGAUCCGGUUUAUAAUCCCCUUAAAGUAAAUGUUUGUAUACCCUGUCCCUAACAGUGUCUCCCCUGUUAAUAUUUGCGUCAUCUUUUAGUGUCAUAUUACAAUCCUGCGUCAACGCCGGCCUUUAGGGUGUGUGACCUGUGCCCUCGCGCAGGGCGCCGUGGCCAUAGGGGCGUUCAGUAAAUAUUUAAAUUACCUUAGUUUAUUACAGUGAAGAGUAAAGUACCGUAGAAAAACUAAACAUUUUAAACUAAGGUGCAUGUUAUAAUGCGUAUUGUUAGCUAAAGGUAUGGCAUGAUAACUCCUGUUCCAAAGCCUACGUCGUGAUCGGAAAAAGAGCGGAGCCAUACAGGGACAGGGAAGGGGGGGGGGGCGCCGAACGGGUGCUUGACACAGGGCGAAAUUUUACCUAAGGCCGGCGUUGCAUGCGGUAGCAGGGUUAGCAUUCCAAAGUGAAACAACGAUACUCUGUGUCAACUAACUCACUCAGCUGAACAUUAAGACACCAUCCCACCAAAAAAAAAAAAACAAGAAAUGAUUGUUGUCAUCACGACGGACAUCUUGAUUGCAUAACUUAUUGUUUCACAACUCAAGCGUGUGACCCCGGCACCUGGGGAGACAACUGUACCCGAAGAUGUGAAGGGAACUGCCUGGACGGGGAGUGCGACACUGUGACUGGUCUGUGCAACGCCGGCUGCUCGGCCGGAUAUCAGCCACCAGCGUGUACCGAGGGUGAGUUGUUCCAACACUGGUAGGAAAGACUAGGGCUGUACCGAGGGUGAGUUGUUCCAACACUGGUAGGAAAGACUAGGGCUGUACCGAGGGUGAGUUGUUCCAACACUGGUAUGAAAGACUAGGGCUGUACCGAGGGUGAGUUGUUCCAACACUGGUAUGAAAGACUAGGGCUGUACCGAGGGUGAGUUGUUCCAACACUGGUAUGAAAGACUAGGGCUGUACCGAGGGUGAGUUGUUCCAACACUGGUAUGAAAGACUAGGGCUGUACCGAGGGUGAGUUGUUCCAACACUGGUAUGAAAGACUAGGGCUGUACCGAGGGUGAGUUGUUCCAACACUGGUAUGAAAGACUAGGGCUGUACCGAGGGUGAGUUGUUCCAACACUGGUAUGAAAGACUAGGGCUGUACCGAGGGUGAGUUGUUCCAACACUGGUAUGAAAGACUAGGGCUGUACCGAGGGUGAGUUGUUCCAACACUGGUAUGAAAGACUAGGGCUGUACCGAGUGCAGCAGUUGUUGUCGUUUUUUGUUACACCGGUUGCGGGUAUUUUGAGAGCCCGGCCUGGUCGGUUUCACAACCGGGCCAAUUUGUACAAGUGGCCCCCGGACACGUGGGGGGUUUCACGAGCCAGGCCAAUCCGCGUCCGUUGCUUAUCAACCGGGGGGUCCCUGAUCCUGGUUUUUGACUUUAACGGUUACGAAUACGUCGGACCGGGGUCUUGGACGCUGCUCUUCGUGAGCGGUCGUGCAAGAGCGUCCUGCUCAGUCACGCUUCAGCAGAUAUUAAUGUUAAUGUCGGUAUUUUGAGAAAUAGCCCCACAGACAGUCCUAAACCCUACCGCUGGCCUUCAAACAAUGGGCCUGCAAACAGUCCAACAGACGGUCCUACAGACAGUACAACAGACAGUCCAACAGACAGUCCAACUGACGGUCCAACAGACAGUCCAACAGAUGGUCCAACAGACAGUCCAACAGACAGUCCUAAACCCUACCGCUGGCCUUCAAACAAUGGACCUGCAAACAGUCCAACAGACGGUCCUACAGACAGUACAACAGACAGUCCAACAGACAGUCCAACAGACAGUCCAACAGACGGUCCAACAGAUAGUCCAACAGACAGUCGAACAGACAGUCCUACAGACAGUCCAACAGACGAUCCAACAGACAGUCCAAUAGACAGCCCAACAGACAGUCCAACAGACAGUCCAACAGACUGUCCAACAGAUAGUCCAACUGACGGUCCUACAGACAGUACAACAGACAGUCCAACAGACAGUCCAACAGACAGUCCAACAGACAGUCCAACAGACAGUCCAACAGACAGUCCAACAGACGGUCCAACAGAUAGUCCAACUGACGGUCCUACAGACAGUCCAACAGACGGUCCAACAGACAGUCCAAGAGAGCCGAGGCUCUUCAUUGAUGAAUAUAAUAAUCUCCUUCUCUAAAUUAAUUUUUUUUGUACCUGAGUUCACAUGUCACGCAAGACACCUUUUUUUUUUCACUCAGUACUAUUUAAUAUAAAACGUCUAGUUUGGUGAGGAGUGGGGAGUGGGGAGUGGUUUCGAAAAGGAAGCAGGCCAUACCAGAAGCAAAAUAUAUAUAAAAGAUAUGUAUGUAGCUUUUUUUCUAUGCAUACACGGCUAUCUUGCCAUUGAGAAUUCCCGAAAUUCUCAGCCCAUCUCCUUCCGGUUGACCACUAAAAUUUUGUGUAGACAAUUUUAGUCAUUUUUUUUUCUUUCAAUAUUUCACUGAAUCAAUAAAUUACAAUCUUUUCAACACAGUGUGUUUCAAUUUUUCGUGACUCAUUUAGCGGAUAGUUUUUGCACCUCAUUCAAGUUGUCGGUUGACAUUUUUAACUGAAAUGUAAACUAAUCAAUUUAAAAAAAAUAACUAUCCACAUAUGGAUAAGGGUUUGUGGUUUUAUAUGAACAAUUUCCAAACAAAAAUACAUACACAGGUUUAGCUUCGCGAGCUACAUUAAACUGAUAAGUUACUGCAUACGUUUGCAGACAUUUAAUCAUAUUACUUAGAUAUCAAUUUAUAGAACGCUUGAGAACGUUAAAAAAAUAUAUAUUUCAUUAUUAAAUAUUUUAAUAUUAAACUGUUUGCUAUAACACUGAAUGACUCUACCCUCAUGUCCUUAAACUGGUUGCCAUAACACUGAAUUACUCUACCCUCAUUUACUGUAUUCUAAUAUAAAUCAUAAUAAAUGUACACACGCGUGUAAUUGUGUGUACGCACAUCUAACACGUGACAUGAUCCUCCAUCAGUGUGUGAUCCAGGGACUUAUGGCUAUGACUGUGCUGCCCCCUGUCCAAGCAGCUGCGCCGGUCAUUUUUGUGACGCUGUAACGGGAAAAUGCGCUCAGUGUGACGCUGGGUAUCGGGGUCAACACUGCGAGGAAGGUAAGCUAAAUGACUAAAUGUUAUCUUAUAAAGUAAAUGUAACUCAGUGGCUCUCAAUAUUCGGUUCUAAGGUGAAUCCCAAAUUGUUUUUGUUUUUUUUUUAAAUUAAAAAAAAAAAUUCUGGGUAUCAUACCUAAAAGUUGUAAAUAAGUCAUCCAUAUAAUAGUUAUUAUUUUUUUACAAAACAUAUGUCCUUAACGUUAUCAUUCACCAAAAUGCCUUAUACAAAAGGUUAAAUUAAUUAGUUUUAGUGGGUUGUGCAGUGGAAACAAAUCUGAAGACGAUAAAUACACCCGAAGACGGUGUCGAAAUCGCUCUGACAACGAAAUGUCCCAAUCUUGACGGCAUUGUAUCUAUUCUCAAAUACAUGAAGUGGAAAAAUUUUCAAAUUAAACCCUAUCUUCUAGAAUUACGCUCAGCACACACUAUCAACUUCGCGUCAAAUUUUGAUGCAAUUUUUGUAUGAAGCCUUGUCACAACUUUCAAAUUGCUAUUUUUGUACAAAAGAAGGAACCACGCACUAAAUAGUGCGUGCCUACAAAAAUUUGACGCCAAUUUGAAGCUAAUUUUAAAGGAAUUCGAUCGUGUCAACUGAACAUGAUACGUGAGGAUUUUGUAGGAUAUUUUAUUUUAACCUAUGUAUUUUUUAAAUGUUAUUUUAAUCGUCACGUAACUAAAAUCGAGAAACGCCUUUGGGUUCAUAAAUUAUAGUCUGUUAAUUUAUUGCUUUCCACUCCAGUGGGUGACGUGAGUAUUAAAAAAACAAAAAAAAAUUGCAUGGUAGGAGCUAAUAUAGUCCCCUUGACCCCCGCACCAAUGAAAAUAAACAAUUACUCUUAAGAUAGAGAAGUGCUAAAAUGAAGGGAAAAAAAAAACUAUUGAAAACAUUGGAGUGAAAAUUUCCCCAGAAAUUAUAUGGACUAACAAAGGAUGAAUAUGGAUGGAGAAUACGAACCAACCAAGAAAUGUUAAGUCUAUAUUGGGACCCGCGCUAGUAACAAGAAAUGAAAAAGGGCAGGCUAUGCUGGGGUCUGGACACUUAGAAAAAGAUGACAAAGAAUUGAAGAGGGUGCACUAUUAAAUCUCCCAGGAGAAAGCGGCUCAAAGCCAGACCUAGGCUUAGAUGGAUGGAUGAUGUGGAUGAUGUGGAUGAUGUGGUUGCUGAUCUUCAGCAGCUGGGAUUCCAGGCAUGGAAAAGAAAAGCAUCUGUUCUGGUCCUUACGGUUUGGGUCCCUACAGUCUCGAUCCCUACAGUCUCGAUACCUACAGUCUCGAUCCCUACAGUCUCGAUCCCUACAGUCUCGAUCCCUACAGUCUUGAUCCCUACAGUUUGGGUCCCUACAGUUUGGGUCCCUACAGUUUGGAUCCCUACAGUUUGGAUCCCUACAGUUUGGAUCCCUACAGUUUGGGUCCCUACAGUUUGGAUCCCUACAGUUUGAUCCCUACAGUUUGGAUCCCUACAGUUUGGAUCCCUACAUUUGGGUCCCUACAGUUUGGAUCCCAACAGUUUGGAUCCCUACAGUUUGGAUCCCUACAGUUUGGAUCCCUACAGUUUGGAUCCCAACAGUUUGGAUCCCUACAUUUGGGUCCCUACAGUUUGGCUCCCAACAGUUUGGAUCCCUACAGUCUCGAUCCCUACAGUCUCGAUCCCUACAGUCUCGAUCCCUACAGUCUCGAUCCCUACAGUCUCGAUCCCUACAGUUUGGAUCCUUACAGUUUGGAUCCCUACAGUUUGGAUCCCUACAGUUUGGGUCCCUACAGUUUGGAUCCCAACAGUUUGGAUCCUUACAGUUUGGAUCCCUACAGUUUGGAUCCCUACAGUUUGGAUCCCAACAGUUUGGAUCCCUACAUUUGGGUCCCUACAGUUUGGAUCCCUACAGUUUGGGUCCCCACAGGUUGGAACCCUGCAGUUUUGGUCCCUACUAUUCGGGUCCCAACAGUUUGGUCCCUACUAUUCGGGUCCCUACAGUUUGUAUCCCUACAGUUUGUAUCUCUACAGUUUGAAUACCGACAGUUUGUAUCCCUACAGUUUGUAUCCCUACAGUUUGAAUACCGACAGUUUGUAUCCCUACAGUUUGUAUCCCUACAGUUUGAAUACCGACAGUUUGGAUCCCUACAGUUUGUAUCCCUACAGUUUGGAUCCCUACAGUUUGUAUCCCUACAGUUUGAAUACCGACAGUUUGGAUCCCUACAGUUUCGGGUCCCAUACAAAAGCGAAGAGACUAUUCAGACACCACCCAUUUGAUGGCGUAUUUAAUUGUCGAGAUUCGCCUAGGACACAACUUCCUCUCAUCUCACGGUAUUCGGUGUGCUGCGAUUGGAGGCUCGGCAAUGUCUCGGGUUCUGUUUACAUACCGGUAGGCAUUCAUUCGUCUGGGGGCUUGGUCUCUGGUUGGUCUUAUUUUCGAUGAAACACGGUAAUAGUGUGGUUGUUGUUGUUUGUUUUUUCAGCAGGCCUCCCUGGCCUUACUGUAAAACACUACCAUCGGUUUUGGGAUCAUUAAAUUUAUUUUUAACAUCCAGAAAAAAACUUUUCUAAAUCUCAGAUUGCGAACCCGACCGUUGGGGCCCGAACUGUGCGAUGGUUUGCAGCUCCCAUUGUCACAACGGUGAGUGUGACGUGAAGACAGGCCAGUGUCUUAGGUGCAGAGUUGGAUUCACGCAGCCCCUGUGUCAUGAACGUAAGUGAACCGCUAGCUUCGUGUUUUGAAAAGAAGGUUAAUCAUUUAACAAGCAAGUGAACCUAAGCAACAGUUACCACGUGUGGUUAUGCUUAUGGUUAUGCCUAUGGUAUGGCUAUGGUUAUGCCUGUGGUUAUGCCUGUGGUUAUGCCUGUGGUUAUGCCUGUGGCUAUGCCUGUGGCUAUGCCUGUGGUUAUGCCUGUGGUUAUGCCUGUGGUUAUGCCUGUGGCUAUGCCUGUGGUUAUGCCUGUGGGUAGAUAUUUGUCUGAAUUAAGUUCUGGAUAACUUCUAAUUUACUCAUUGUAUCAUUUCAUUGAUCUGUUUAGUGCCGAUGGGAGACUCACACAUUAGACAAGAAGCGGAGAAGAAAUAACUGGUUUAUGCCACCAAGAUUCAAUGUUUAAUUUGAGUCAAUGACAAAAUAAAAUCCAUAAUUUUUGUCUACUACUAUAAGAUAAGAUGCUAUAUUUGAUCCAAAUAAAUGGCAAUUCAUAUUCAGGACAUAAAUAAAAACAUCUUUUCAACCAAGGCAACAUUUUACAAUUAGGCAAUUUAUAAAAAAACAAGACAUCUAAUAAAUUUCUCUAGCGUAAAAAGGCAACCAUCAUAUACAUUAAUAAAAUGUAAAAAAAUUUGAACAUUCGAAUCAAGUUCCAACGGCAUAUCAGUUGCUUCCGCAACACUCAAUGACUCAAAAAUUAUGUCCUAAAUGGGUAAUCGAACGUUACACUUCGAUACGGUCAGCUUCCGUUUGUGUUCAAUAGCUACAGCUUCCAUGUUGAUUCUUAGAGAUUUUUUUUUUUUAGGUAAAAAAUUAAAAUCAAACAUCGAAACUGGAUUCAUCUUGAGACGAAAGUUUAGAUUUUCUUUCUUUUAGCAGAUUAUCUGCACAUUAAUAAAAUAGUUACCAUUGCAUUGCUAUGAUGAUGAAAACAGCAUUGCAGUUUUCGGGUUCUUUGUUGUCGUUGUUGGGUGGAUGUGUUUGAGUGUCGGGUUUUGUUUCUGUGUUCUCCUUUCAGGUCCCGGGUCUCAAUUGAACUGACUUCUUUAAGGAAAGCUUUUCAGAAAUAAUGUUUAGCAAUACAACUUUGUUUAGAUUUGUUUUCUUCUUCUGGUGCAUAAAAACCGAUGUCUGCAUUGACCCAAACGAAAGACAACAUUAGUGGCAGUCACGUGUUAGGAUUGCAUCCCAUCAAAUUUUUGUGUCAUGUGUCACAAAAAGAAGUAUCCUUAAAAAAAAAAAAUGGGAGAUUCGUUACUCACCAACACUUGAACAAACUUUACUUAUUACGUAGUUUGACAAUGAAUGAUAUAGAUGACACACGCCCCUGACACAAGCCAUUUCACAGUGUCAAAUAACUAAAAUCAGCAUUUACUUAUGACAUACACGUUAAAAUAAUGUUGGAAACUUUUGAACACGCCGACGAGAGAUGGGACACGACGACAGCACAGCUCUCACGUACACUUGACAGUAGGCGCGAAUGAAUUGACACAUUUAAUUGUUUCUAGAAUGCCACGAUGGAUCUUACGGCCAGGACUGCACUCAAAACUGCAGCCGAUUCUGUGCAGAGGUCAACAUCACCCAACGGCAAACGUGUCACCACGUCACUGGCACCUGUCUCGUGGGAUGUAAGGACGGACAUGAUGGAGUGAUGUGCUAUAACUCCACGGGUGGGUAUUAACUUUCAAAUGUGCUGUUAUGAUUGGCUACAGUUGAAUGGCCACCUUUAAGAAAUGUAACGUUUCCUGAAACGGUCGGAUGGAAGAUUCCACAUCCCCCCCCCCCCCCCCAAAAAAAAAAAAAAAAAAAAAAAAAAAAGAAACACACACACACUUUUUCCGGUUGUUCUUGAGUUUAAAUUUGAGAACAAUUGCAAUCUUAUCAGAAAUAAAACUGAAGAAAAAAGUUUUAAGCAGGAGUUAUGGCUCAGGGCAAGAUAACAACAUGAAAACAUUGAUACAUGGACCCCAAGGUAGAACUAAAACCUGCUUGAAAAAAAUUAAUCGAAGCUUUAAAAAAAAAAUAAAUCUUUGUUAAAUUGUAGUAAAAGCGAUUAUUAAAAAUAUUCACUUUCUUCACACUUUAUGUAUUGUAAAUCAUUGGCUGUUGACUGAGGCGUGGCGAGGAUGUUUCGCGCCCGGGGACAAGAUUCUCGCCCGGGGACAAGAUCCAUUUUAAAGCGCCCCCUUUUCUUUGUUUUCAACUCUCACGCCCAUUAUUUCCAUCAAUAAAAUAAUAUCAAAGCACAUUUUGGUGCCCCUAACUAGCUGGCGCCCGGGGGACAUCUGUCUCCCCUGCCCCCCCCCCCUCGCUACGCCUCUGCCUGUUGAAACGAUUGAAUUGUGGUGCGUGUGCCUGACCUGUAGCUUUGCUUAUAAGGUAAUGUUGAUUAUCACUACUUUUAUUAUAACAUUGAUGAUCUGGUCACUAAGACAGUCGACUAGAAGUUAUAAUAAAAAAUACGAUAAUAAUUGUAUCCCCUUUUUUUCUUUAAACGCGUUAUUUGUGUGGCUUAUGUGUGACGUCUGCCAGUCUAUUUCUUUGAUCUGAUUGCUUUAGAUUUUUUAUCUUUUAAGCAGUCGAGUAAUUGAACGAGUAAUCAAAUCUUCAUUUCUUACGAACGUUUUAAAAAAAAAAAAAAAAAAUUUCAACAGAACCAGAGACGGUCGCUGUGAUGAAGAGCUCUGGGCGCAGCUCGGUCAACAACGGCCUGCUGGCCGGCCUGAUCUGUGUCGUACUGAUCGCCGCCGUCACCAUUGGCCUCCUGGUGUACCUCUGGUGGCGUCACGUCAGGAAGACAGGGAGUUUCACGACAGAAGAUUCCGUCACCGCAGUGGAGAACAGGAGCUCACGCUACGAGCUGAUGGCGGCAGAACACUAAAUCAAUGCAUGCGUUUAGAAGUUUAGAAACAUAUUAUAUUUAAUUGAAUUAUGGAAAGGUAGUCUGUAAAUUCACUAAUAAGCAGCGAUUAGAAAUCCCAAUGAUAGUAGGUUUUUUAUAAUGAAGAAAGCGGGCGAAUGACUGUAAGAUAGUUUGACAAUGAAUGAUUUAGAUGACACAAGCAAUUUUAAAACAAUGUUAAAUGAAGAGAGAGAUGUAUAACUUAAACUGUUUUUUUUUUUCAUCUAGAAAGCGAUAGAGUUGGCCUAUGACAUGAUUUACAAAAUAUUUGGAAAUGCCUUAUAAGCAUGAAGUACAACCCAAAAUUUCUGUAUUUGAAAUGGGUUUUAAUUUUAAAAAAGCAAUAAAGUGCAAAGGGCCUUCUCAAUUGUUUGUAGAGAAGAUACUCGGAGCCGGAUGAACUGUUUGAAGGCAUGAUUGUUGGCUUUGCGUUAUUUAAAAAUGUUGUUUACAGAAGAAAGAACGCCCUUGAUCUGUGUCAAUAAUUUGAAUACAUAUUUUACAACUCAACUUAAAAAUUCAUUAAACUGUAUGGUCAUAAAAGUCCUAUUAUAUGGAGCAGAAACUUGGAAAACAACAGCGAGCAUUACGCAGAAAGUGCAGACCAUCAUAAACACAUGCCUUAGAAAGAUCCUGAACAUCAAAUGGCUAACUAUCAUCACCAACAAAGAUCUACUAGAAAUAUCUACUGCCAGGUGCCCAUUGACGAUGACAUCACAAAGAAAAUAAGGAGGGCAUACUCUUCGAAAGCCAUUAGAUAGCAUCACCAGACAGCGUUGAAAUUCACAUAGAAAAAGAAAGAGAGGAAGGCCACAGAAUGCAUGGAGACGCAAGCUAGAGGCAGACACGCAGGCUAUGGGAUACACCUGGAAGCAACUGGAAAGGAAAGCACAAGACCGAGAUGAAAUGGAAAAUUCUUGUGGACGGCCUACGUCCCAGAAGGGGUAAAUCGGCAUAACAAGAAAGUAGAACUUAUGACCAAAACGUGUCUGCAAAUAAUAAUGAUAAUGCUUUACUCACUACUGCACACAUGCUUCUCUUUUGUUAUUGUGAUGAUUUCUCUCUCACGACGACUGCGCUGUGGACAUCAGGAAAGCCGGUUAGCUUCAAGCGAUACCACCGCAAAAAAAAAAAAAAAAAGAAAAAAAAAUCUCUUUGGCUCCUUGCUUCUGUUUCCUCAUGCUCAAGUUCAUUAUGUUAUCAACUGAUUCCAGCGAGAAAGAAAAAAGUUCAAAUUUUUCUAUUUAAAAAAUCCGUACAACUAAAUAUUUAAAAAAAAACAACAACAACCCAACUUACAAUAGUAAUGAUUAAAUCGGGUAAGGAAGAUUACUAUUCUUAAAACUCAGGGUAAUCCUAGUGCACUUAUAUCUUUUUUAAAGAAUAUUUUUCUUAAAAAUUCGCACCAAAAUAUAAAUAAGUUUCUUACAAUGUCUUUGAACGUUGACCCGCUAUUUAACACAUUCAUUCUGUUAAACCUAUACCAUUUUUUAAAAAUUGAUUAUUUCAUUUUGUUGCUAAAUGAUAGAACUGAUUACAAUCGUCUAUUCAAUAAAAGACAUCAAUUCUGGG